Molecule: messenger RNA, 2623 nt
Organism: Homalodisca vitripennis (glassy-winged sharpshooter)
Lineage: Eukaryota; Metazoa; Arthropoda; Insecta; Hemiptera; Cicadellidae
Exons: 4
Coding region: 16-1662 (548 amino acids)
Source: RefSeq, a predicted model, not a curated record
UAACGCCAAUCACCGAUGAAACUAACGUUUAGGUCGCGUCCAGCCUGGCCUGGUGUAUAUUGCGCAGUGUUGUGCAGCGAGAGAUGUGGCUAUAUUUGCGUGUUUUGGCAAGGCACGGAGGCCAGGCGGCUCGGACAACAGUGGGCGAGUGUACUACGCCACCGCCGCAACCGCGCGAUACCGCCUGUCAGUGUCUCACGCUCUUCUGGCGCGGUUACUGGAGCACGGCACGGUUCCGCGCGCGACCUUGCCCACUACACUGCACCAUACAGGGAUACAAAGCCAACCAUGGAGUUCUUGAACAGGCUUCUUCAUCGGAACACGGGUGGAGGAGGAGGUAAUUCAAACUCUCCUAAAUUACUCCAACCAAAGGCUAGUGAGAAUCCCAACCUAAACAAGAGUGAAACUCAUAUAAAUGUUAAAGAAGGCCACGAUGUUGUAUCACCAUCCAGAAGUGACACAGUUUCGAAGUUGUCAGUUCCUGCCACAUCAAAACGUACCAAGACUGCACAUCAAACAUUGGAGAAUGUUCAACCUCAUAAUUUGGCUCUUGAAGGUGAAGAAGAUGAGACAUUUGAGGACGCGGAAGAAAAUAAGUCAAAUCUUACAGUACUAGCUGAAGACUUAGAUAAGCUACACUUAGGCACACCUGGAAGAAAUGUAGUAACUUCAGCUGCCAGUCAUGAGUUUGUGAAUACCAAGCAGUUUAGAGUAAACUCAUUACGUCUAAGUGACAGUGAUUUCUUAUAUGAAAGUGAUGAUGCUAGUGAUGUAUCUCAGAAUAACAGUUUGAAUAAAUCAAACUACGAAGUUUCACCAGUUCUCAUUAAAUCCAGUGAACACAUGUCUAAAAGUAUGGAGGUUCAAAGCUUUUCCGAAGGUAAAAAAGAAUUAAUUAAUGUGCCAAUGAGCUCAAGUGUUAAUUUCACAGAAAGCCUGUCUGGAGAAAAUGAUUUUGGUAUUGUCAAUUUUUGUGAUAUUUCUUUGUCUCCAAAUUUUGUCCAACCUUCUGAUUUACAAAAAAGUGUUGCUGAGAUUGAUAUAACAUCCCCAAAGGAAAAUUCUAAAAGUAUUAGUUUUCAAUCACCUACAGAUGAAACUACUGCAACUAACCUUGAAAAAUCCUAUGCAGACUGUAAAGAAUCUUCAUUAUCUCCUUUCAAGAUAGAGUUCAAGGAGAAUUUUGCUAAGAUUGAUUCAACACCAGAAGUACACAUUUCUCAGACGGAUGAUUCAAUGUCUUUGACCAGUAUUGAAAAAGAUGCUGUGGCAAUUGAAUCUGUGAUUGUAAACUCAGCAUUUAGUAAUACAGGUGUCUCACCAGUUUCAAAAAAUAAAGUAGAAAAAGACACUGACUUAAUUAUAAAUACUUCAGCCGGAAAUCUUUCACUUUCUUCUCUAGAUCAAGUAAAUCUUGUUAAAAGCAGUGCAAAUCACAUAAUAGAUGAUGAAAUCAAAAUUACUGAAGACAACAAUGCAAAUGUAAAUGCAGAAUUCAAUAACAGUAUGGUUGACAGUAAUACUCUAACUGAAACAAAUUCCAACAUAGCAACUCCCAAAAUAAUGACCUCUGUAUCAAAUUGUGGAUCACAACAUAAGAUUGACACAGUCUUAACCACUACUGUACAUGAUGAGGUUUUUUCCAUCAACUCACCCGUCUAAUUCACUCUCAUCAAUUGAACUUGAAGAUACAGUUGAUGUAACAGUAUCUGACAAACUACCUGAUAUAGUCAAUAAUGUUAAGGAUUGUAAACAAUCUGAGAAUCACCAAAACACUGUUGAAGUUGUUACACUUUCUGAAUCUUUCCCAACAAAAUUUCAAUCUAAAGAUGUAACUUUACUUAAUGAAUUAAAUAGACAUGAAGAGGGUGAGAUAGCAGGAGAUUGUAAGGAACUGUUAGAGCAUAUGGAUUUGAAUGCCGCAGGAAUUAAAGUACAGUCAACUUACAUUUCUUCAUCUGAUGAAAUAACUGAUAAAAUUAUAGUUCCUGAAAAGGAAAUACAAUCUGAAGAUAAUGUUACAAAAUCCACUGUAAACACCAACAUUUUUUCAACUGUUUCUGAACUCAACCUUGGUGAAACAUUACAAAUUGUAUCAUUGUCUCAGAAAACUGAUAUUCCUUCAUCUGAAGAAAUAACUGAAAAAAUCAUAGUUCCAGUUUCAAGCCAUGCAGAAGAAAUACAAUAUGAAGAAAGUGCUUCAAAAGCCACUCUAAACGUAGCAAAUUCUUCGAAUUUAUCUGAACCCAUCCUUGGUGAAACUUUAGAAGCUUCGUCCUCUUCUCAAAAAACACUGGAACAACAAACAGAAAAUAGCAAACUACUCCAUGAUGAAAGUAUUGAUGUGAGCACUGAAGAACAAGAGGCAAAAUUAAGUUCUUUAUCAGAAGUUGCAUGUACAGAAAAUGCCCUUUCAGAAGUUUUAAAAAGUGGUAUAUCAUCUGAAAGUAAGGAUAAUUAUAAUGAGAUACUAGGAAAUGAAGAACUUACUAUUCCAAAUUUACCAGAGCUUAUCUGUGAAAGAACCAACAUUCAUCAGAAAUUUGAUGACGAAAUACAAUCUGACACAAUGAAAUUUUCAGAAUUGACUUUGAAUGAAGUUGCAGAACAAAAAACCAAUGAU